UUUGCUAUACGUAUCCAGCUCGUCUCCAACUCUUUCAGUUUCACGAUUUCGAACCAUUCUCCAUCACCGGGAGACCCUCCCGGCGUGAACCACCACAACCAGCAAUUAACCGCCUUGCUACUCUGCCGUAGGUAGGAGAAUACCAUUGCAACUAUUCACAGAACCCAAUUUUAAGCUCUAGUCGACGAGUUGUUGUCAUUAUCGUCACCCCCAAAACCCUAAUUGUACCCAAUUGUUGAUUCUCGAUUCUCCACCAAAUCCACUUCCAAUUUAGCGGCAAUAACGAUACCCCGAUUGGAAAAAAUUAGAUCUUGCCAUCCAAAAUUGGGUGUUCAAUGGGCACAGUUGAAGCUUGCAGGGACUUAACAAUCUCGUCAUCUACGUCUCGUACGGAGACCAUAAACGGAAACCAUGAGUUCAGAAUCACGGGCUAUUCGCUCAACAAGGGUAUGGGGAUCGGGAAGUACGUCCAGUCCGAGACCUUCGUUGUUGGCGGUUAUGAGUGGGCCAUCUACUUUUACCCUGACGGUAAGAGUCCCGAGGAUAAUGCGUCGUAUGUUUCUCUGUUCAUUGCCCUAGCCAGCGAUGGCACAGACGUGAGGGCGCUCUUUGAGCUCACACUCGUGGACCUGAGUGGAAAGAACAGACACAAGGUGCAUAGUCAUUUUGGAAGGGCGCUUGAGAGCGGGCCUUACUCCCUUAAAUACAGGGGAAGCAUGUGGGGUUUCAAACGCUUUUUCAAAAGAAGUAUGUUAGAUACUUCAGACUACCUUAAAGAUGAUUGCCUCUUGAUACGCUGUCGUGUUGGUGUCGUUAGGUCGCAAACAGAGGGACCUAAGACUUACAGUAUUACAGUUCCACCUUCUGACAUUGGUCAGCAUUUUGGAGAGCUUUUAGAAAGCGGAAAGGGAACAGACGUGAAAUUUGAGGUUAAUGGAGAAUUUUUUGCUGCUCACAAGUUGGUUCUUGCAGCACGUUCCCCUGUGUUUAAGGCACAACUCUUUGGUCCAAUGAAAGAUAACAACACUGGGUGCAUAGAAAUUGAAGACAUGGAAAACCCAGUUUUUAAGGCUCUACUUCAUUUUAUCUACUGGGAUGCCCUACCUGAUAUGGAAGAGCUUGUUGGUCAGAACUCUAAAGGGGCUUGUACACUGAUUGCUCAGCAUCUGCUCGCAGCAGCGGAUCGUUAUGCACUUGAGAGACUCCGAUUGAUCUGUGAGGCUAAACUUUGUGAAGAUGUCGCCAUAAAUACUGUUGCGACAACUUUAGCCUUAGCAGAACAGCAUCAGUGUUUUCAACUGAAAGCCGUUUGCCUUAAAUAUAUUGCAAUGCCUGAAAAUUUGAAAGCUGUGAUGCAAACGGAUGGAUUCAGGCACCUAAAAGACAGCUGCCAGUCAGUCCUAUCUGAACUCCUGCAGUACGUGGCCAGGAUUGGCGAGCAUUCUGCUAUUGUUGGAUCUGGAAAAGAGUCAUUCUUAGAUGGCUGUGAUGUGAAUGGAAGGCGGGUGAAGCAAAGGUUUCGUUGAUUGCAGAAAUAACAGAGAGCACCUUGGGCACCUCAUGAGGACAAAACAAGAAAAUAUAUUUUUAGGGGCUAGACAUUCUUUUUGACUGUACAAAACUGUUUGAUGGUUAAUAAUAACUGCCCAGUUAGACAUUUGUUUGGUGUUCAGAGCAAUGGCUGAUGGUUUGAAGGUUUCGUGGUUUUUGUUUUCAAUCCUAAACAUCUGGAUAUCAUAUAUCUUCUUGGUGCUAAUCAAUCAGAUUGUGACAUAGCUUUCCCUUGG
Molecule: messenger RNA, 1787 nt
Organism: Tripterygium wilfordii
Lineage: Eukaryota; Viridiplantae; Streptophyta; Magnoliopsida; Celastrales; Celastraceae
Product: BTB/POZ and MATH domain-containing protein 2-like
Exons: 4
Coding region: 336-1526 (396 amino acids)
Biological process (GO): protein ubiquitination
Molecular function (GO): protein binding
Source: RefSeq, a predicted model, not a curated record